Amoebophrya sp. A120 is the source of this 8920-nucleotide messenger RNA. The record is from the annotation of a GenBank genome assembly. NCBI's taxonomy places the organism in Eukaryota, Dinophyceae, Syndiniales, Amoebophryaceae.
AGGUGUAGUAAGUAAGUACUUACCAGUGGUAUCAAUCAUUUUUGGCUCUGUGCUCCUCCAAACCCCCCGGAGGAGAAUGAGCCUGAAAUAGAUUCUGUGCGUACUUACGACUAUUCUGGUAAGAGAAACUCUAGGACUCAAGCCCCAUUCUAUCAAAGGAACAACCCCCAAAAUACUUAAAAUCCUUUUUACAACGCAAGCAUCACUACUUUAACUUCUAGGCAAGAGCAAGAGCUGCCAGAUUUCGGUCUGGAGUAUUUACUGAGGUGGUCGGAUCUUGACGCUGCGCACAAGAACUCUUGUUUCUGCUAGUAGUAUGUAAUGUAAUGUUUGUUAUUCGAUUUUUUUUGCACCCCUCUUAUAGAGAAAUAAACCCCAAAGCUUUUUAUCCAUCACUAAAAGAGAACCAGAACAUGUUUACUGCUACCGCCGGACGAUUCUCCGGUCCGGGGUGAAAAGAAGUUCCGCACGGGACGUCGACUUGCUUUUCACUGGACGUGGAGUUGUCACUUCCUACUUUAUUUUCAGAUUCGUCGUGCGAACCGAAUCGGCGAGCACCUCGGCGAGAGCCACCUCCGCGAGGACAGUACAACUCCAUUUCGGAGUCGGUGGCAGAACAAAAUCAAAAUAGUGAUACCGACCAGGCCAGCGCCAGGGUGGAAGCGUAGUACUACGUGAAAAAAGAAUACUAUGCGGGUGAAAGUGAACAAGGCGGUUGUAAACAACGGGCGGAACAAGCUGCAGAGGCCCAGCAGCUCCACUGCCUCGGUUCAGUUGCCCAAUUCCAACAAAAAUAAAAAGGUGGCCAGGAGCAGGGCGGACAUCAAGGUGGAGGAUGAGGCCGUUGCAGCCCCACCGCGAGGACCAGACGAAGUCGUGGGAAUUAGCCCCGAUGUAGUUGCGCCGCACAAUGCCAUAUGCAUUGCAAACUAUGUAUCUGGGUCUGGAAAGAGAACAUGCAAGCUUGUAAAACUUCUAAAAAUGCAGUGGACGCUGGAUCAUGGAUCAUGAACUUGAUCGUUUUCUCUAUCGUUGCACGGCAAUCAGAAUAAUUCAAACAGAAAACUCGUGAUGUUCUGGCAUGAGCGCCAAAAGUAGGUGCCAGUAAGGUCGUUUUCGGCGCGAGAAAUUCGCUGUUUGCUUAAGGCAAACGGCGAAUUUCUGACGCGGGUGGUGCAAAAGGUGCAUGGCAAUAAACAAGUGCAAUCUUCGUUCCAGACCUAGAGAUAUUUGCAUUUGAUACGCCACGUCGUCUGUGCUCCAGAGCAGAGUAGUGGCGGAGCGGGAGUCCGUGACGUUCCCUGACGGAAUAGCAGCGUGGCACAAGGUAUUCCAGGAAGAGAUUGUCUGAGUCUUCAGCCUUUGCAUGGGACGACUCAGCAGCGUCGCAAACUCGCGAACAAGCAAGAUCAUACCAAAAUGAAUCUCUUGCUUCGUACACCAAAGAAGUACUUGAUCAUACCAAAGUGAUGCUUCAUACAGCAAUAGAAAGUCAAAAUAUUAAUAUAGAUGUCUAAAAUUGACUUUCUUGCAGCUGCUCUUGGUUGCACGUCGAGCAUGACAAAAAACUGCAUCGAGGAACUUCCAGAUUGUGACGCGUUGAGUAAACUGAGACAGUUUUUUCUUGCGAUACCACGAAGAUCCGCAGUACUACAAGCUGGAUAGCCUCUGCACCGACGACAACACCGAAGCAUCCUAUUUUCUGGAUACGGGAAUUAACCCAGACGACCCCGGGGAUCCCAAGUUGGAGUGCUAUAUGCGACGGUCGAAAUGCAGGUGCUUAUCUUCCAGAAAAAACGCUGCAGUUAGUCGUGUGCAAAAAUUACUUAUUUGUUUUUCGAGGAUAGAACAGGAGCAUCCGAAAAUUUGUGCAUUCAGCUACAAAAACGAAGCCAUGUAGUCGUGCACGGCUCCUUCAUGAUGUACUGGAAAACCCAUACGGAACUGGUUUAUGGUGCGUUUCCAGCACGGCUAGAGUUACUUAGUUUUGCAUCUACUUCUGCAGCACACACUAAAACAGUAGUUUUUCUACUCCUGCAUAAUGCUUGGGCAAGAGCUACCUCUACCCGUACGAUGUUGUCAACAGGUGGGCGCACCCUAUUAUCCCGAUGAAAAAUCCCCCACCCUGUAAAAUUCAAAAGGAGACUUCUGAUGCUGGCUUGUAUACAAAGAAACAGCAUCUUGGUGUAGGUAGCACCGGACUGCAGGAAAAAGGCCGAGCAUCCCAAAUCGCACGGGGUGCGAAAUGUCCGUGCGGAACAAGUAGUGCAAGUGCUAUAAGUCGCGCGAGUUGUUGUAAGUGGUGCAAAACAGCCUCAAGUUGCUACUUGAUGUUCUUUGCUUUUGGGUAUGUAGCAGCGUAGCUAAUGAGGCAGGCGUCUCUGGCAAAGGCGCGACCGCGCCGCAGAUUAAACACAGCAAGCUCCGGCUUUAUUCCGUGCAAGUACUACUUUUCUGCAAGGAAAAUAAGGGCACUGGUGACUUCUUUCGCAGGUGUCGUUUUUGAAGAUGGGAAGGGGAGGCUUUUGCUAAUGAUACCCGCUGGCGUCACAGACGACGAAAUGAAUACUCUGGACGACGGCAUUACUCCACGGGAAUGCUUACUCUUUUCCACCGGAGGCAAUGUUGCCGAUAUGCUUGCCGGGAUGUUGUACGACAGUGAAGCCAAGGUGUGCUACUACCUCGGGAGUCAUUACAGUCAUCUACCGAGUACCACCUACUACAACACAAAAUAUUUUCAAGCGUUCGGUCACGAUCUCGUGAAGGUGAAAACUUCGGGCGUAGACGAAGCUGGUGUUGUCCAGUGGAAAAAUUUGCCGCCCGGUUUGUGGGGUACCGACUUCGCCUAUGGAUUGCAAAAAUGUCUGGGUCUGGAAGAUUGUGAGGCUUGUCAUGCACGAGCAUGCUUUGCAUGGGCCAUGAUGUCUGCGAUGCAUGCCCUAGCAUAACAGAUUUUCAUUUUUUGAGGGCCUCUUGAUGCCUAUUCCGCAUAACAAGUUCCCUCUCUGCGUAGCAGAAAUUAGAAUCCUUUUGCUGCUCUGUCUUGCAAUACUACAGAUUCCUUCAGAAUCCAAAGACAGCAUCACAUGUUCCAUUCUUUCCAGACCCAGACACUUUUGCAUUUGAUAUCGCCUACUUUAAGGAAACCACAAAUGCAGAAGGGACCACAACGGAGGAACCUCUUCAGGGAGGAGAGGACACAUUUUGUGUGGCACAGGAUGCGGACGGGAAGACGUACGAAAGCUGGAUAAUGUACACCAAUUAUCGCACAAAAAAAAGGUGGUAGGUCAGAACUCCUAGCUUAUAAUCUGUAACGCGGAAACAGACACACAUGCAAAUAGUCUGGUGUCACGGGCUUGCUCAUAGUAUGCUGUCCCAGGUAUCACGCAAGAGCGAUUUUCAUUAAUUGAUAGAUUUAUGUUCUUGCAUGACAUACAGCAUGAACAUCAAGAUCAACAUCAUGUUCAUGGCGUGAACGGACCUGCCAGCUUUUUCCUCUGGGAUACCAAAGUCGUAGACAAAGAAAACCACAUUCAAUGCAAAGCGCUUCUAGAGAAGAUGUGCGAAAAGUUCGACUCCGUAGACAAAUGCAACAGUAUCGUAAGGAAAAAUCCCCCGCCCUCCCAAUAUCGAAAAGGCAUGCUUUUGGAAAUUUCUGAUGCUGAUUUGUGGUCACCAAUGCCAGUCUUUUGUGUCUUGGUAGAAGGCAACUCCAACGGCUGCGCUGCAUUAUGCAAGCGGUUUGUGAUGCUGCUGGGCCUGGGGCAACAGCGUCGACGUUUGCCAUGGUUGUCGCCUACGUCAAGACCUGUCUACCCAGGCUUGGCAUAUGCCUGCAGUCCUCUACUGCAAGACAAGUGGGAUUUGUGUACUGAAAUCCAGCAUCAGAAACCUCCUCUUUUUGAUAUGGGGAGGGGGGAUUUUUCCUUUUGAUAAACAGCGACGCGUCCGCGGAAACCUGUGUCUGGACGAAAAAGGAGGGGGCCGACGCUGAGACUUGCUUCGAUUGCAAUGAUUUGAGCGGAGAUAAAUUCGGGUGCCCAGGUAUCCUAAGCAAAAACGUCCCCAUCCCAUAGCAACACAAGUCUCCAAGUUUUGGGCGCUGUGCAUGACAAGUUUCCCUCUGCAGUGUAGUGCUGGUUGGCAAGGGAACAAGCCGCAUGAGAAUAAAGCCACUUUCUUAUCCUGUUUACAGCACUACAAAUUCCAAAACACGAUUGGAAAUGCCUUUCAUGUAGCUGCGCAUUACAAAUGUUCCUGUCAGGACGCAUUUGCGUGACAACUCGGGGGUGGGGACGUUUUUACCGAGGAUACCAGGAAUCUCCGCCGGAAAAUGUGAAUUCGACGCCGAAACCAGUCUUUGCCGGCCACUUUUGGUGACCACUUCGUACUACAGUGAAAAAUGUCCCCAUCCCAUAUAGAAAAGGAAACUUGUGAUGCUGAUCUGUGGCCACAUCCACAAAUCACUUUUGUCUUGCCUACAGGGUAAAAAUGGGAACCAUGUGGCGUAUUCGACGGCCGGUCUGUCAUGCGCUUUCAACUACAACAAAUCUGUUUGCCAUGCGUAAUUGCUAGCCUUCUGCAUACACAAACAGGCCUAGAGGAUACCGCCAAGCACUUUCUGCAAGACAAAUGUGAUUUGUGUACAGCAUCAGAAACUUCCUUCUGAUAUGGGGAGGGGGAUCUUUCCUUUUGAUACUUCGAGCAGCACCACCACGACGCCUGCUCCCGAGGGCAUGUAUCCACUGGAAAUGUUUCUGGGUCUGGAUGAAGAACGCAAGUCGAAGUUUGUCAUGCUUGUCUGGCAUGACUCUUAAUUCUGUGUUGCAUGAGCAGGAAAAAAGCCGCCCCUUGCCUGUCAUGCAAAAUAAACGCAGCUUUCCCUUCAAGAAGCGAAACACACAGCACCUCAUAUUAAACUUGUCAUGAUGCUUGGCUGCGUAUAAUGAUUGCAGUGCGCCCCCUGCCAAAUUCACAGAUUUGCAUCCCAACUUCCCAGACCCAGACAUAUUUGCAAUUGAUAGCAUGAGCAUGACCACGAUUUACAUCAUCGCCGUGUCGGCCGUCGGCGCCAUCCUGAUCGGCGUGGUGUUGGUCAUUCUCUGUUUGUGUAUCCCACAGAAAAAAGCUGGAAGGGCAUAUUUGUAAUGCCAACACAAAUACACAGAAAAAUCUGCCAUGGGCGGCCUCAUAGCAUGCUAUUUAGGAUAUGCAAUACAAAUUUUUUUGUCUAUUUCUUUUCGCAUUACAAAUAUGACCUCCCAGUUUUUUUCUGUGUGAUAUUGUGCUGCGGCGGCAAGAAGAAGGGGGACCCCGACAGCAAAGCCAGCCAGGACGACAAGUCAAAAGCGGCCGCGGAGGCUGCGGGUGGCGGCGCCCGGCAAACGCGGGCGGCGUCACAGAAGCUAUCAAAUGUAAAAAUGUCUGGGUCUGGAAGAAUGCAUGUUUGUCAUGCUUGUCUGGCAUGACUCUUAAAUCUGUCAUGCACAACAUCCAAGAGCCCCAUUUCUCUGUCAUGCAGAAACGCAGUUUGUCAUGCAGAAUAGGCAACACCUAGAGGCUCAGAAACUGUUCAUGCUGAGCCAGCAUUUGCGGCCUCAUCAUGAGACGCUACCCAGCAUCACAAGUUUCCAGACCCAGACAUUUUUGCACAGGAUAGAAGCUGCCUACGGGCAACACCGGCCCAUCGCUAUCAAAAGGAAAAAUCCCCCCUCCCCAUAUCCAAACGAAGUAUCUGAUGCUGGAUUUCCUUACACAAAUCAGAGCUGUCUUGCAGUAGAGGACUGCAGGUGUGUGCCGUGCCUUAGUGCAGAGCUUUGGACGUGGACGCUUAGCAUCGCAAAUGUCUAUGCUGUAGCCCAAGCAGCAUCACAAACCGUCCGCUUAGUGCGGCGGAGACUGUAGAAUUGCAUUCUUGCAAGACAAACAAAUUUGUGGUCACAAAUCAGCAUUACAAAGAAGUACCUUUUUGAUAUGGGGAGGGGAUAUUUUUCCUUACGAUAAGCGCAGCCGCCAGCCCUAGACAAGGCGGGGAGUUUUGGCGCGAACAACAGUUUUUCCAACGCCGGCGGGGGUGAUAUGGCAUUCUCAAAUGUUACAUUCUCAACUGUUGCAACAUGAAUCUGUAAUGCAAGAGUGGCAAAAUCGAAAGGGGGAAGAUCAUUGCACCUUUUGCAUUAUACAAAUUCCGCACAGAUCAACAUUUAGGUGCUGUUUAGCCCUUCGCAAAUUUGUCAUGCGAAGCAGCCUGAUUGUGUGGGUGAUCAUCUUGCUUUUGCAUUACAAAUUCAUCAUGUAACAGUUGAGAAUGUAACAAUUGAGAACUCCAUAGGCGACGCUUUUCGCGGAGGGAGUGCAGUGGACAACUCGAAGCCCAGUGGUAUGAAAGUGGAGUCUUGAGCGUUGCAUUGACUGCUGUUACAUCAGGUUAUUGUCAUGGUGCAAGAAAUAUUAGACCAAAAGUUAAGGUGGUGAAUAUAUAAAUCUGGUCGUGACAUCAAACACCCUGCGCGCCUUGCAUUCCAGAUUUGGGACGGAUUUGAUAUUGUUCCAUGCUAUUUGGCGUACCAACGUAAGUAGACUUGUCAUGCGAAGUAGCUUGAUCAUGUGGAGGCUCGUGGUAAAAAAGAUUUUGCAUGCUGGUCGUGAAAAAUCAUGUAACAGCUCUACAGUGUAACGCUUGUGAAGAACUCCAUAGGUGGCGGCCCGGCGUCUACCUUUGCCGCACGGGUGAGCAUGGCGCAGACGCAUUUAUCACAUGCAAAUAUCGAUCUGAGUCUGGAAGGAUGCGAGCUUGUCAUGCAAACUCUGGAGCACAUGCACGCAUGUAGUUGAAAUUGAUGAAGAAAUCUCUCAUGCAUAAACAACAAAAGUCGCCCAUUUAUUGUCACCGAAAGCGGGGCUUCGUGAUGCGAGUUCGGCAUCGGCACCGAGACGCCUUGUGCUUCGCCAAUUCUGUAUUGGUCUGGAGCUUGCAUGCAAGACCAAGACCUCUUGGGGCACAGAAAAACAGCAUGACACACCUGCUCAAUUGUCCAUGCCCAGACGUAUUUGCAAUGCAUAUCAUUGAGCAGCAUGUCUUUUCAAGGAGUUUCGUUUGAUGAUGAUUCUUGGUAUAGUACACAUAUUACCAUGUUGGCACGACAACAGUUUUGUUUUAUGAAAAAUACAACAACUUCUCUUCCGAAAAUUUUAUUUUUUUACAUCAGGUACAACUACAAAUGCACAGUUUUGAGUUUAUUAACAGUAACAUAACACAAAUAAUUUUCAUGUUUUUCAAAGUUUUCAAUUUUCAAAUCCUUUGUUUUCAGUUACUUUAUUUCUUACACUUGUUUUACUUCUUUUACAUUUACAUUUUCACAAUUUUUUUUCGCAUGGGCAGUAUUUUUUUUUUCAAAAGACACACUUCUCUCCAUCAACAAUCUAGAAAGCCUUGUACGUACCCCGUGCAGGGUGAAAAAUUCCAGUUCAGAAUCCUACGCACAGUUUCUUUCCCGCGAUAGAACAAUUCGCCAAUAGAAGGUCACCCCUGCGCACCCCACAGGAGCACUUCUUUUGGCAACGCCACCUAGGAAUUGCAUUGAGGACUAGAAAUUAAUUAUCCAAAACAAAAACGUCGCAAGCGCAACAUCCUAGAAAUGUAGUACCUCAACACUAUGCUGUGCCAAAAUUAAAAGACCUAGAGCUAGACACCCAGUUGUAACAAGAAGUUCGAAAGGAACGCAGCAAAUCGAAGGAACGAGUAAGACUACAACAGCACCAAAAGGUCCAUCUUCUUGCAUUCACCCCGUCGUGCGGAGGAAGGAUUUUUCUUCAGAAGAAGCAAGUAAGUUGCACCAGUUUUGUAGCAGAAUGUUUUGUUUUUCGGGUGAAGACGAGCAAUGUCGAAUGUCAAAGCUAUGUCUAUAUGCUAAAUUUUAUCUGCAACCUGAAAAUUUCAAUUUCCAUCCGAGGGCAGUUCAUCUAAAGUGUUGCGAAAGCUCCUCCGAAACGUUAUGAAUGUAGUAGAGGACCCUCUGAGGCUGAACAGCUGUAAGUAGUUUUGCCCACCGUCCUAUAUACUUCUCCGCUCACAUCACCGCCCGCGGCAGAUGACUAGACGUCGCUUUUUCAAAAGCGUCCUCGUCCUGGCCACUUGGGUAAGUACUAAAAAAUGAAGUGUGUGGCCACCCGCGAGGCGAAGAUAUUAGACAAAAGAUGCUGAGUCUCGCCGUGGUCCUCUCGAGGACACCGCCGAGUAACUACAUGUCUAAUAUACUACUUUUACGAAUAUUAAGAUGCUACCAAGCUGCGGAUAUGAUACUAGGCUACGUAGACGUACUUGGCUUCUAUUCUUUCAUGUUGCUGCCUUCACUUUUGUAGUUCUUUUCAAAAUAUUAAAGCAAUGUUAGACAGUUGAAUAAGAGUACUUUCUUUUCGAAGCAAGAAUCGAAGUAGACCGGCCAGAAAAACGAAAGACCUGACUCAUCUACCAUUCAGAGCUGCUACUCCUCCUCUGCAGGGAAGUAGAAUUACGCAGUAUCUCUAACUAGCACCUUCACAGCACGAAAAAUGCAAACAAAAAAUGUGAACAAUAGCACCUAUUCUACCUCUACAACAUACCUAGCAGCACGGGGAACGACGACCCAGGUAGAUCUCUCCCAAGGAGGUAGUACUACUACGUGAAGAAGGUUGUCUUGACAACAAUAUUACUAAAACGGCCCUAGUAAUUAUUUCGUUAAGCAGUAGUUCUAGUUCUGGUUGAUGUCAACAUGGCGGUCGCUGUCGACGAGGAGCCCGCACCCACGAAGAGAGCACCAUGCAGAAUGCAUUUUCUGCAUUACAAAUACCUCGACGAAGAAUGGCUCUGCCGCACCAGCAACGCAGGACCAAAUAAACUAGUUCUUGCUUCGAAGAAAGUAUGUUUUAGAAAAUUGCUUAU